AUGAGCACUGCUACUACUGGUACUUCCAUCGACACGAUCGUCUUCAACGAGGAUGUCCUUGCUGCUCUUGAGGCAUGGUACCAGAGCUGGUACCAGUUCUUUCAAAACGACUACGCCUCCAACACUGCCGCGAGACCAGAGAUUGUUGACCAGCAUGUCACCAAUGACCACCCAACAGAGCAACUGGUGCCAUGGCAUAGCCACUCGGAAUUUGGAAGCUUGGGUGCUAUUCUUCGCGAACGCUGGAUACAACAUUUUGAAGACCAAGAACGUGAAGUGCCCCAGAGAAAGAUGCUCCAAAAGCAAGAGAGCAUUGGCUCCUUACAGGAAAUUGGUGUUGGCUCGUUUGAUCAUUUGAGUGGCCUGUCACUUGAACAGCUACAAGAAAUGGAGCGCAUGGUCGUAGAACACGAUGCUAAAUAUUGGGAAGACAACGAGUCACAAAGUCUCCUUCCUCUGGAAUGGCUCGACAACAUUUGUGCAUGA
This is a messenger RNA of Seminavis robusta, 486 nucleotides long. Lineage: Eukaryota; Bacillariophyta; Bacillariophyceae; Naviculales; Naviculaceae. The record is from the annotation of a GenBank genome assembly.